AGUGUGAGCUAUGCCCGAUAUGCAAAUUAGUUAUGAUUUUGAUUGUAAAAGUUAUGUUAUUUUCUCUAGAUUUGUGGUUUACAAAUCUUUAUUAUUGUUGUAAAUGCCGUAUGGCUAUUUAUUAAUGAUAAUAUUCUUCUUCUUGUCAAAAAAAAAAAAAAACUAUUGGGUUUAAAAAGAGAGAAAAAAAAACCUAAACACUAACCCAACCACCACACCCACCACUAACGCACAUACUCCCAUCGUCGUCAACCCCUUCCCCAUCUCACCCCAUCGCUGGCAUCCCUGCUUGACCGCCGACACCCCCAAAACACCCUUUUACCUAACUUGUCCCCGAUUAUCGAAAUUUUACACACUGGGUACAUCUAGAAAUUGUGUAACCCAAUAACAGUCUUUUGUGAGAAAAUCAAAACUUAUUUUUAUAGCUGAAAAAUAAAAUAAAAAUUGGCCGAAAAGUUUACAAUUUUGUUUAUUAAGAAGAUAAAUUGCGAUUUGCUCGGGUUUUACCAAAGCAAAACGGGAGAGAGGAGAGACGUUAGAAACGACGAGUUUAUGUUCAUCAAAUAGUAAGCGAUACCAAGACAGACUCAGAGAGCACUCAUUUUGCACACAGGGUGGAAAGAGAGAUCACUCCACUUACACACCGACACUCUCACUCCACAUUGCUCAUCGAAAUUGCUGGAAUCGAAGAAGCCUAAUCUUCAGCAGAAAUUCAUCUAUUUCUUUCUUAUCAAUAAUUUUUCAAUUAAUUCAAAAGAUCUCAUCCUUCUUUAAUCGAUUGUUUGAUUGAUCAGAGUAAGAGAGAGAAAUUGGGAUUUCAAUUUGAAUUAGUAUUGGAAAAUGGCGAAUUGGCCUCCUGCAAUUCUGCUCUUCGCACUGUUGAUUCCGCUUCUUUUCAAUGCCGUUUCCUGUAAAACCCUUAAACGUGAUGUGAAAGCAUUGAAUGAAAUAAAGUCAUCGCUUGGAUGGAGGGUCGUUUAUUCAUGGGUUGGUGAUGAUCCAUGUGGAGAUGGUGAUUUGCCUCCUUGGUCUGGUGUAACAUGUUCUGUUCAAGGGGAUUAUAGAGUUGUUACAGGACUGGAAGUUUAUGCAGUGUCAAUUGUUGGUCCAUUUCCCAUUGCUGUCACUAACCUGUUGGAUCUUCAGAGGCUGGACCUCCACAACAAUAAGUUGACUGGGCCAAUUCCUCCUCAGAUUGGACGAUUGAAGCGCCUGAAAGUUCUGAAUCUGCGAUGGAAUAAGCUGCAGGAUGUCCUACCUCCUGAAAUAGGUGAACUGAAAAGUUUGACACAUUUGUAUUUGAGCUUUAAUAGCUUCAACGGGGAAAUUCCUAGAGAGCUGGCAAAUCUUCCUGCACUGCGGUAUUUAUAUUUACAUGAAAACCGUUUUGUUGGGCGAAUUCCUGCAGAAUUGGGCAAUCUGCAGAAUCUUCGGCAUUUGGAUGUUGGUAACAAUCAUCUAGUUGGUACAAUUAGGGAACUCAUACGCAUUGAAGGAUGCUUUCCUGCCCUUCGUAAUCUCUACCUGAAUAAUAACUAUUUGACUGGAGGAAUUCCGGCUCAGCUAGCAAAUUUAACGAACUUGGAGAUCUUGCACCUGUCAUACAACAAAAUGACUGGAAUAAUUCCAUCCGCCCUUGCUCGUCUUCCUAGAUUGACAUAUCUGUACCUGGAUCACAAUCAAUUUAGUGGGAGAAUUCCUGACGCAUUCUAUAAGCAUUCAUUCUUGAAAGAAAUGUAUAUUGAAAGCAAUGCAUUCAGACAAGGUGUAAACCCAAUAGGUGUUCACAAAGUACUUGAAGUCUCUGACACAGAGUUCUUGGUCUGAUUCAGAAACGCCGCUAUUCUUUAUCUGUCUUCACAUCCCACUCCAUCCACCCCUCUCCAAACAAAAAAGUAAAAGAAAAAAGAAAGCUUUUACGGCGAGAGGUGAACUCAUUCGAGCUUGAAAUUAAAUUUUGGUUGAGGCUCCUAAGUGUAGAUGAAGUAAUUUGCACCCUUGUUGUAGGUACAGAAUGAAAAAUGUAUGAAUGUUGAUGGCAGCAAUUAGCCAUUUGUUAUUAUUAAAGAAAUUAUAGAUCCUCAUUAUAUUUAUUAUUA
Molecule: messenger RNA, 2099 nt
Organism: Chenopodium quinoa (quinoa)
Lineage: Eukaryota; Viridiplantae; Streptophyta; Magnoliopsida; Caryophyllales; Amaranthaceae
Product: probable leucine-rich repeat receptor-like protein kinase At1g35710
Exons: 11
Coding region: 841-1827 (328 amino acids)
Molecular function (GO): protein binding
Source: RefSeq, a predicted model, not a curated record